Molecule: messenger RNA, 2853 nt
Organism: Hemibagrus wyckioides
Lineage: Eukaryota; Metazoa; Chordata; Actinopteri; Siluriformes; Bagridae
Gene: stat1b
Product: signal transducer and activator of transcription 1b
Exons: 24
Coding region: 220-2478 (752 amino acids)
Biological process (GO): cell surface receptor signaling pathway via JAK-STAT; type I interferon-mediated signaling pathway; regulation of transcription by RNA polymerase II
Molecular function (GO): RNA polymerase II cis-regulatory region sequence-specific DNA binding; DNA-binding transcription factor activity, RNA polymerase II-specific
Source: RefSeq, a predicted model, not a curated record
GUCAGUGCCUGGGGUUUCAUGUGCUCGGUUUAAGACGUUUAGAGAUAAUAAAGCUGCUGCAGAAUCCUGACCAACAGCUGGACCAUUCUCAAUCAGACUCUGUAUAAUAACCUGUAUAAAGAUAUUUUAUAAUAAUCUGUACACCGAUAAGACCUUUAUAAUUCUAAACACGGAACCGUUUCUUUAUCGGACCAAACCCGAAGGCGUUUAUAAAUAAAGAUGGCUCUUUGGUACCAGCUACAACAGCUGGACUCAAGAUACCUGGAGCAGAUCGGCCAGCUCUACGAUGAUAUGUUCCCCAUGGAGAUUCGUGAAUACCUCAGCCAGUGGAUUGAAAGCAUUGACUGGGAUGCUGUGGCUCUCGAUGAGUCCCUAGCGAGGCUGCGCUUCCACGAACUUCUGAGUAAGCUGGAUGAGCUCUACGGUCGUCUGCAUCCGACCAACAACUUCCUUCUUCAGCACAACCUCCGCAAAAUACAACGUAACCUACAGGAACACUUUCAGGAAAAUACACUGUACAUGGCUAUGAUUAUAUCCAACUCUCUGAAUGCUGAAAGAAGAAUUCUGGAGACGGCCAUCAGAACACAGGAAAAUGCAGGCUCACCUCAGGGCAACAUUGUGAUGGAGAAGCAGAAACAGCUGGACAACCAGGUGAACGAGCUGAAGAAAAAAGUGCAGAAAGCAGAACAGGACAUUCAGGCUCUGGAGGAGCUACAAGACGAGCAUGACUUCAAGAGGAAAACUUUACAGAGUAGAAUGGAAGUUGAAGCAAAUACACAGAUAGCAAAAGAGAUUCAGCUGGAAGAGUUGAAGAUCAGAGAAAUGUACCUAAGGCUGAACACAAUGCGAGAGGUAGUUGUAGCUGAGUUAUUAAACGCAUUAAAAUUAGCGGAUCUGACCCAGAGCACACUCACAACAGAAAAGCUUCCAGAGUGGAAACAGAGGCAGCAGAUAGCUUGCAUUGGUGGACCUCCAAAUACUUGCUUGGAUCAGUUACAGCACUGGUUCACUACAGUGGUAGAGUGUUUGCAGCAGAUACGUCAUCAGCUGAACACGCUGCAGGAACUGGUUCAGAACUUCACUUACGAAAACGACCCCAUUGCUUUGAACAUGAGUUCAUUGCAGAAGCAGGCGCUGUCGCUCUUCAAAAAUCUUCUCAUCAAUUCCAUUGUGGUGGAAAGGCAGCCGUGCAUGCCCACGCAUCCGCAGAGACCUCUGGUGCUGAAGACUGGUGUGCAGUUCACAGUUAAACUCAGGCUGCUGGUCAAACUAUCAGAGUUGAACUGCCAGCUCAAAGUUAAAGCCUCUUUCGAUAAGGACAUAACAGAAAAGAAUACAGUCAAGGGGUUCCGUAGGUUCAAUAUCUUAGGAACCAACAGUAAAGUCAUGAAUAUGGAGGAAUCCAACGGCUGCCUGUCCGCUGAGUUCCGGCACUUGCAACUGAAAGAACAGAAAAUAAUUGGAAGUAAAACAAAUGAGUCUCCUCUUGUCAUCACUGAGGAACUUCAUUCCAUCAGCUUUGACACUCAACUCAAGCAAGCAGAUUUCUCCAUCGAUAUAACGACCACUUCACUUCCUGUAGUUGUGAUAUCUCAUAUCAGCCAGAUGCCAAGCGCCUGGGCCUCCAUCCUCUGGUUUAACAUGCUCUGUACUGAUUAUCAGAACCUUGGGUUUUUCCUGAACCCUCCUCCGAUGAUGUGGGAAAACCUGGCGAAGGUUCUGAGCUGGCAAUUUUCCUCGGUCACUAAGAGAGGCCUUAACACAGAUCAACUGACCAUGCUCGGAGAUAAACUACUCGGUCCUGAGGCUCAAGGAGACCCGGACACUCCCGUCUACUGGAGUAAGUUCAUUAAGACAGCCUUGAACGAGAGAGGAGUUGCUUUCUGGCUGUGGAUUGAUGGGAUCCUGGACCUCAUUAAACGAUGCUUACUGAAUAUCUGGAAUGAUGGGUUUAUAGUGGGCUUUAUAAGUAAAGAGAAGGAGAAAACUCUGCUACAAAACAAACCCCCAGGCACUUUCCUUCUGCGCUUCAGUGAGACAUGUAAAGACGGAGGCAUCACCAUCACGUGGGUGGAGCAGUCCAAGAAAGGUGAACCCCAAACACACUCGGUGAAGCCCUACAGGAAGUCGGAUUUGGUCAACCUCUCUUUCCCCGACGUCAUUCGGAACUACACGCUAAUGGACAGAGGGAAUAUUCCAGAAAACCCUCUGCUCUACCUGUAUCCGGACAUCCCGAAAGACGUCGCGUUUGGACACUACUACAGCAUCUCCUCGAACGCUCCAGAAGACAUGGACGUGGAUAAACCGAUUGACCUUAAGUAUCCUUACAUGGACAGACGGAUGAUUCCAGUGUCAGAAGUAAAAGAUGGAAGACUUCAAGACAGAAUCCUGCCUUUGAGUCCAGAGGAAUUCGGAGUGCUACAAACCAUUAACAAAAACAACGGAAUGGACGAUUUGUGUCAAACUUUGCCGCAGUGAAUCCAUAUCAGCGAACACGCCUGUCUUCAUCCUCCAGCUUUCCUGAAAGACAACUUUGUGGAUUUAACUGCAAAGAGUUUCACUGAUUUCAGACUGGGCUGUGGGAAUGGGUUUCACAUAUUCUGUUGAGUGUGUGUGUGUGUGUGUGUGUGUGUGUUAGAGAGAAUAUUUUAUGUUGAAUUUGUGGAAUUGCACAUUUGUGAAGUUCAUUUUUAUGAACCAGUACAGGGUGACGAGACAAACACAGGUUUUUCCUCAUGGCUUUAUUUAAUAUUCUACGUCUAAAAGUAAUUAUACAGACUUGUCAUUUGAAGCAGUUGUUCAUGUUCACACAUACUCUGAACUCUGUCACGUGUUAUCUGUGAAAUAAAAAUA